Molecule: messenger RNA, 834 nt
Organism: Planococcus citri (citrus mealybug)
Lineage: Eukaryota; Metazoa; Arthropoda; Insecta; Hemiptera; Pseudococcidae
Exons: 2
Coding region: 222-749 (175 amino acids)
Source: RefSeq, a predicted model, not a curated record
GUAGUCUAUGUCGUUAGGAAAUUUUUUUUUUAAUUUUAGGUACCCAGAGGAUACUUGAAAAUUACUGUACAUUUGUGUUGGUAUUCGUAGGUAACAAACGUACAGUGAAUGAAACAUAUUGAUACUUAUACGCAUAGGUAUUAGGUACCUACUAAUCUUGAAGUUGAAAAAAUUACCAUUUGCGAGUUGAAUGAUAAGUAACUACGGUAAUUGUGCAAAUAAUGAAGUAUGUGGUUUUAGCAGUUUUGAUAAUAUUGUUGCUAUCAACGAGUCAGGCACCUCCACCACCCGAAAGUGCCUUUGAAGAUUCCAAUUCUUCAUUGGUACCAUGCUCUGCGGAAGAAUCCCGCGAUACAAGUGCUGGAUUAAACUACUUCACCAAUUUAUAUCAGAAAAGUAUACAGCUUUUAUUCGUAAGCCCCGAAGAAACCAACUCAAUAGCUCCUAGAGAUGUAUCCUCUGAUGCUGCAGAUGACAAGAAGAAAUCUCCAUCGAAAAUAUAUUCUUUUGCUCUAGACGUAGCUUGCAUCACUGGGGUUGUACUUCAAGAAGCCGGUUCAGCUUUCGGAGGACUUUUUAAAGGAAUCUUUGGAGCUGUAGCUAUAGCUUGCGAACACAAAUAUUACGAUAUUAAACGUGCAUGGGGGGAAAAAACAACCAACGAGGAAAGCUCCAAAAACCAACAGAAUGCAGAAUUGGUUCAUAGCUAUAACUAUAAACUCGGACCGAAGAAGUCUAGUCCGAACUAAUCGAGCACACCACAGGAGAUGAGAGUUUGAAAUUUAUACUUGGAGAACAUUGAAUACUUCAUAUCUGUACACUAGAAUUUCUGCC